AGCAUAAGUAGGGGAGGUUGUGUGUUGAGAGUGAGUAGAAAGCAGAGGACGAAGCAGAGUGAGAACUUAAAAACUUGGUCCAAAGCUUCGACACACUGCCAAUUUUUAACCCUAAAGGGCUAAAAUCAGUUUUCUCUCAACGGAUCCUGCUCAUCAUCUGCCAUGGCUGUGGAAGGCGGAAUGAAAUGUGUCAAAUAUAUACUUUUCGGCUUCAACUUCAUUUCGUUGUUAUGUGGACUUGCAUUGAUUGUCGUGGGAGUCGUUGUGCAGGUUUCUAUGCAUAAAACCUUUCGGAUCAUGGACGUCGAUGCCUCUGCGGGCCCCAUUAUCCUCAUCGUGGUGGGUCUUUUGACUUUCUUCGUCUCAUUCUUCGGCUGCUGUGGAGCCUGGAAAGAGAACCACUGCAUGGUCGCCACGUUUUCCUUCUUUCUCUCGGUGGUCGUCGCUGCUGAGAUUGCUGCAAUCGUGCUUGGAUACAUGUACAGAGACAAGGUCAAAAACAUUAUAGAGAGCAAUCUCUCUGAUAUGGUCGUGAACUACAAGGUGGGCUCAGCAGAACUCAGAGAAACUUUGGAUAAAUUCCAGGAGACUUGGAAGUGCUGUGGCGUGCAGAACUCCAGCGAUUGGAGGAAUUAUGGCAGUGAUGGAAAUACGGUGCCUGACUCAUGCUGCGUAGAGGUCAAACCAGGCUGUGGAAACGGAACCAUGACAGAUGCCACCAAAGUGCACCAGGAGGGUUGCCGUGACGUCAUGGUGACGUUCCUAAAGAGAGACGCUCAUUGGGUGAUAAUUGCAGCUAUCAUUGUUGCUGUCCUCCAGAUUCUGGGCAUCGUGUUUGCUUGCUUGUUGAUGAGAGGCAUCCGCGGCGGCUAUGAAGUCAUGUGAUUGGCAUGUAAAUAAAUGCUGGGUGGUCAGGCCCUACUUAUUAGGAGCUUCAUUUCAAAACAGUUAAUAUUCAUGUUAAAGUUCCCGUUUUAAUUACAAGAUUUUAAGUUUCUCCUUUAUAGCAAAAUUGAGGUUUUUAGUUUCAUGUUGGAUCAUUAUUCCUGCUUUUAUACUGUAAAUAUAAACACUCAGAGGAAAACUGAUGAUUGUCUUGGGGUCACGACAAAGCCUGGAGGUUUUUAAAGCGUUCUCUUUGGAGAGUAUUUUUGAGUUAAGUUUUUAUGUUAUGGUUUCAUUUGUAAUAAAGUCUCCUGAAAUUACAUGGGUUUUCAAUAAAGACAAUUAAGGAAUAAAAGCAGCAUCAAGAUAUUUAUUGCAAAAAAAGAAAAAGCAUAAUGCAAUACUGGCACAAAAACACAACACUCAAAACAUGAGUAAAUAAUGAAUAAUUACAAAAAGAUUAAUGUUCCAGAUGCAGAGUGCCAAAACUUACAAAAGGCACAGGAAGUAUAAUGAUGGACUUUACAACUGCAGUUAUGUUGUACUCCUUUGUACUUUCAAUCCUAGGUAUUUGAAAAGAUUGGAUGAAACUUUGUGCUAAAAUACAUGAAUUUAAAUCUCCACAUGAACAAAAUGAUGGAUAUAAAACGGAAACAGUAAAGUGCAAUCACAACUUGACAGUCUACACCUGGGUUUCAUCCCCCAAUUUCUGUAUUUUAUCUAAAAAUAAAAGCUAAUUUUAGUCUUUUGAACACCUUUUUCAUGACCAGAAAGUUGGAAAAUAAAAAUAAAGCAUAAAAUGAGGCAACAGCAAGAGAAAAUACAGCAUGUUUGAUGACGUGUCCAUAAAUUCUGAAUAAAGUUCUCUUUACAUUUAUUA
Molecule: messenger RNA, 1765 nt
Organism: Gambusia affinis (western mosquitofish)
Lineage: Eukaryota; Metazoa; Chordata; Actinopteri; Cyprinodontiformes; Poeciliidae
Gene: cd63
Product: CD63 molecule
Exons: 8
Coding region: 163-885 (240 amino acids)
Cellular component (GO): membrane
Source: RefSeq, a predicted model, not a curated record